CUCAAGCUAAUGUUUUAUUCACGGUAGAUGCCAGUAACCAGGUGGUGAACAUGAAGACGCUUAUCGUAAUUCUGACUACUGUCGCUUCCUGCUGGGCGGGGGGACUGGAAUUCGGUGGUCACGGAUUAACUCUGGGUGAAGUCUCCUUGGAUCACGACGGUGGAAGUAUAGGCUGGGACGAAUCAGGAUCGGAGCAGGAGAUAGAGCAUGGGGGCUACGGAGGGCAUUUCUCACACGUUAUCAAGCACAUCGGAGUACCAGUGGUGAAGCACGUCCCGUUUCCCGUUCACAAGCUGGAGAUCGAAAAGGUGCCGCAGAACUACCAGGUCCCGGUGUUCGUCAAGAAAGAAGUCCCUUACGAGGUGGAGAAGCAAGUGUUCACCAAAGUGGAGAAAAAGGUACCGACACCGAUCGAGAAAAUCAUACCCGUGCAAGUCGAGAAGAAGGUUCCGUUUACCGUGGUGAAACACAUCCCCGUGCCAGUGGUGAAGCAUAUACCAAUUAAAAUUCCAAUUUACAAAACGGUGAUCCACAGGCACAAGGGUCACUACUAAGCGGUGUCACACGUUAGCUAUUUCUGUCCACUUUUUUUUUAUGUUAUAUAAUUGUACAUGUUGUCGUUAUUUAUUAAUAAAUCCGAUU
Messenger RNA from Ceratina calcarata, 642 nucleotides. RefSeq lists its product as uncharacterized. The coding region runs from base 51 to 554 and encodes 167 amino acids. The record is from RefSeq and is a predicted model, not a curated record. Lineage: Eukaryota; Metazoa; Arthropoda; Insecta; Hymenoptera; Apidae. The transcript is spliced from 5 exons.